Molecule: messenger RNA, 7158 nt
Organism: Carcharodon carcharias (great white shark)
Lineage: Eukaryota; Metazoa; Chordata; Chondrichthyes; Lamniformes; Lamnidae
Product: cardiomyopathy-associated protein 5-like
Exons: 13
Coding region: 115-6318 (2067 amino acids)
Molecular function (GO): protein binding
Source: RefSeq, a predicted model, not a curated record
CGGUGACAUUUCUAUUUAAAGAGCGACCUGAGUCAGGAAACCUGGGCUCCAUAAUGACGGGGCUUCGAGAAUCUCUCCAUUAAACUGGCAGUGUAAAAAGAAAGAGGAGCGAAAAUGGAAAACUUGGAAGCUUGCAUUCCUGCAGAAACGGAUAAAAUUGAGCCAGUAUACGCCUCGCUGGAGGAUGAGACGUGUGAAGGUGGAGUGUUAGAAACGGGGGAGGAAGAAGAACUUGGAGAAAGCCUAAAGGAUGCCAUUAAAGAUCAGUCGGUAAAACCUAAGGUGAAUUACAUUAUUUCAAGUUCGUCCUUCUCCAUGGUGACAGUUCAAAGUGAGGACAGUGGAAUUAUAUGGGAGACCGUUUCAAGCAGCCGAUGCUCCACGCCAUGGGCAUCAGAAAGCACAGCCUCCGAUGUUUACAGCGUGGAAAGCGCCCCUAUGAGUGCUCCGCCAGGAAAAGUAAUAUUCAUAAUGGAUGAGUUGCCCCAGUCUCCAUGCACGGAUGAACGUCAAAGUGGGAAAGUUAGUAAAACUGAAAAACGCCAUAUUGGGAUAACUGAUCUGAAGACAGGAGAAUUAAAAGAUGCCCCGAAGAAACCUAGAAAUAAUUCGUGCGUUUUGAGAACAGAACCAGGAAAAAAAGAACCAACUCUGAUAUUCAAUACUGCAACAGAGAAAGUGGCAAAAUCAAAACCGUUGCAGGAUUCUAAAACCGAGACAGAUCUUCAGUCGCCAAUUGAGCACCAUCCAAUGGUAUCAAAAAUAGCAGGAAAAUCCAAUAAUGAUGGAAAUGAAGCGUGUGAGGUGUUUUCCUCUGUUCAAGAGAGUGUGCAACAACAUACCCCAGUACACUGUCAAAAAAAUUUUAAUAAAAACGGAGUUGAACGGAAUAUGCAAAACAUAAUUCUGAACAAUCACAGUUUAAACAAUUCAUUUCCAACCACACCUGAACAACAAAUACAUACCUCUUCAAUACAACUGAGAAAAAAGGAAGAAUCAGAAACUGCUUUGAAACAUGUCUUAGAAGCAAGAAUUAGUUCAGCUUUACCAGAAAAUAAAGAAGAUUCAUGGCUGUCUGCAACAAUUGGUUCAGAGCCUGUCGUAGUUUCACAGUUAAGAGAGCCUUGUACAGACACAGAUAACUUACUUUCAGCAGACAAAGAAAUAACAACGAAUGGAACAGUUCCCACAAGCACGGAUGACUUGAGAAAGACUGUAGUUGCUGGCUCAGAUACCCAUCAGUUCUUGUCUCAUGAAACAUUUAUUUCAGACUUCAAAAGUUUAGCAUUUGACACAGAUCCAACGCCUGUCCCAUUAAAGGAUAAUUAUUACUUAAAUGAAAGUGCAGCUGGUAAAAUAUUUGCAAAAGAAGAUCAAUCUUAUUCAAUGGCAGAUCCAGAAGGCAAAUAUCCAAAUACUUCUGUAACCAGCAGUUCAGAGCUUACUAAUCCUGUGGGAAGUCUACCAUCAGGAGUAACUUGUAAAGUUACAGACAAUUCCAUAUCAGCAAUCAAAGAUGAGGGCAUGGAAACUGUAAAUGUGGAUUUGAAAAAUUUGUCUUUCACUCCAGCUGGUGGAAUUUUUCCUGAUACCAUAUCGCCCUAUUGCCCAGAAAAUCAAAAAACCACAACAAAUGAAAAUCUGUUCCACUCGAGGACAAGUCCUGAACCUUUAGAAGUGAUAGAUGUAGAGCUGAAUGGUUCCUUAUCCAGCACAACUCAUAGAACCCCUGAGGAUGCCUCUCAAUCACAGUUAGUAGAGCUGGAAAAAAUAAUAGUAGAUGAACUAAACUAUAAAGAAAAUACAGAAAGUCAGAAAGCUAUUUUCAAUAUUGUGGCUGAAGGCUCUGAGAUAUUAAACAUUGUUGCUCCAGCACAAGUUUGUUCUGUGGAUCAAGAGGCAUGUAGCAAAAUGCAGGACAACCUGAUCUAUUUGGAAACAAAUCCUGAUAUGAAAAGAAAAUAUUUUGAAAAUAAUUUUAAUAGAGUGGAACAUGAACCGCAAUCAAGAUUACUGGAUGCAUCAGAACACAGUGAGCUGGAACAAAGUGCAAAUCCUUCCAAUUCAUGGAGCUCCAAUCCUUUCACUGUAGGGGAAUCCAAACCUUCCUCUGUGGUACAUUCCAAUCCCUCCCGCACAGCAGGAUCCAAUCCCUCUCACACAGCAGGAUCCAAUCCCUCCCACACAGAGGGAUCCAAUCCCUCCCACAGAGUGGGAUCCAAUCCCUCCCAUGCAGAGAGAUCCAAUCCCUCCCACGCAGUCGGAUCCAAUCCUCCUACAGUUCAAGUAUCCAAUCCUUCUGUUGUUGCAGGAUCUAAUCCCAGUUCCAUUGAACAAUCCUCUGCAAUUGCUGCAUCUGCAAGUAAAGAUGAAAAUGGGGAGGACGAUUAUUUUGAAAAAUAUACUUUGGUGGAUGAACAAGUCCCUGUUGACCUAGAGAUAGCGGAACUGAAACCACAGGAAGUGCCAAGUCCAGAGGUGGACAACCCUGCAGAGUCAAAACUGAAAAGUACGUCAUUUUCCGAAGAUACAGCAGUUUUUAAUUUUGAUGAAUUUGAUGUGUCAGGAAAUCCUGAAACCCUUGAUGGUACAACAGGAAAGCAUGGAACAACAGAAUUUUCUGUACAAGCACCCAUCUCUGAACUAUGCAAUAAAGGAAGGCAAGAAGAUAUUAAUAAAAAUAUUACAGAUGCACUAAAUCAAAAGGAAGCUGGUUCGUUGUUAUUUAGCAUGGAUGAAGGAGUCCUGUCGCGUUCCUAUAGUUUUCCUAUAUCGACCAAAUUGAUUGAUCUUGCACUUCUGGAGGAACCACCUGCAUUAGCGUUUUAUUAUAAGGAUCUUUACGAGGAAGCUAAGGGACGAAAAGAACAAAACGGUGACCAGUCAGAUGAAGAAAGUAGUAAUCCUGAAUUUUCAUUCCCUUGUCAGUCAUCUGAUACAGAUGAUGGAAAUGGAUUAUACUUUGAAAAGUAUGUUCUGAGGGAUGAUAUUCUUGAGUCUUCAAGAGAAUUUAUACCAGAGGGAUCAUCUCGUUGGCUGGAAGCAGUAUCACAAAAUGAUGCAAUUGGUGCAGAAAAAGAUAUAUUGUUUUCAGAAAGUGAAGACCACGUUCCAGAAGUAUUCACUGAUGAAGCAAAAAUUCCUACACAAAAAAUAGAUUCUGAGAAAGUUUUGGAGGUACAGAAAGAGUGUGAAGAAAAAUCUGAGAUCAGCAAGAGUAUAUAUGAGGACAAUAACAUUUUGUCAGAAGUUCGAUCUCUAAAAUCUGAGGAAGUAUCAGAAGAACCAGGUAAGGCAAUUGAGCUAAUGGGAGAGAAUAUUAAUCAGCUGGUGAGUGAAGAAAUACAGACCAGCCAAGUAGCAUCUUUUGAAGAAACGCUUUAUGUAGAAGACAUAGAGAAGCCUGCUUCUAAUGUUGAAGAUCACUUAGAUACUGGACAGCUUGCCAAUAUAAUUGACUCCUUUGAAGAAUAUGGAAACCCUCCAAGUGAAGCAGGAUUAGAAGAAGUGAGUAAUACCUUGACAUCUGUGAAAAUCAAGGAUAUUCAGGAAGACGUAUUCCAUGGGGAAACAUCCGUUGAUCAGAUUGUUCCUGUUCCAAUAUACCAGCCUCAAUCUGCUGAACGAGAAGGAUCUGAAUGCAAGCCUGAGGUUGGAUACCCUCCUGCUGAAUUAGGAGAAGAAACUGAAUAUGAAGGACCUGGAGAGUCGAUAAAGGCUGAAAAUAAGGUGCAUGAUCAAAUAAAUAACAAUGAGCCCACUGUAGAGAUUGAUGAAAUAGAUCCACAGAUUGUAAUUGAAGAAUAUGGGGAAGUAGAUCAUUCUGCAAAAAUGGAUCAAGAAGCUUGUAAAGAUGUUCUGAAAGGAAUCACGCAUUUUGUUGAUCAACAGUUAUAUUUAACGGAGAGUCCUGGAACCAAUGAUGAAAUGUUGGAUGUUGGAAUUAUCUAUUCACAGCGUACUGAAUGCGUGGCAAAGGAUGAGUUCAACCUUGAAAGUCUGAACCAAGAAAAGGCAAGAAAAGAUGAAGCAAGUUCUCAAAUAAUGAAUGACAAGAUUAUAUCAGGACCUGAUCAUUAUGAAGUUAUACUGGACCCUGCUAAAGAAAUGCAGGAAGAAGAAUGCCUCAAUGGGGACAUUGUGCAACCCCUACAGAGUGAAUGUGAACAAUUUGAAGUAGCAACACAGGAAACACUUAAUGACAUAAUAACAUGUGAACAAGAUUCAAGGCAUAUUUCUGAUGAUUUUCAAACAGAGCAUAAGACAAGAACUGAGCAAGAUUCCCAAACUGAUGGAAAAGCCACUGAGCCAGAAGAUUAUGAAACGGACAUUCCACAACAGCAUUACCCGCAAGAAAAUGUCCCCAGUCAUGUAGAUGAAACACACCUUCAAGAAAACCCAGAGAAUUUAUUUGUGAAAGCCAUAGAAGAACCCAGUCAUUUGCUUUUAUUGGAAGAUGUGAAAACUAUAGAUGAUGGUAAUGUAUUUGAAAUCUGUAAUGAUGCUCUGGAUAUUGAGGCUAAAGAAUUGCAUGAACCUGCUCCAGAAAAAGUGGAAGACACCCAUGUUGAGGCAAGGAAAGAAGAGGAUGUAGACGUGCUGAUCUCUCAGAAACCACCAAAACCAGCAGAUACCUUUUGUAUUACCUGUGGGCUUCCAAUUUUUGCAAUUGAUAAGCUCUUUGGAGAACAUCAAGAUCAUGAUGUCAUAGCAAUAGAUACAGCUGUGGUAAAAAUAAAGGAAAAAUUGGAUGAGUAUGUGCAAGCAGCAGGAGGAAAGGCAAACAGAAUGGAAGAAAUUGUGGCAGAACUUGAAGAUGUUUUCAAUUCUGUUGAUGAAAACUAUGCCAAGGAGGAAAAAUUUCUUGAGGAGCAGCACGAGGAAGUAAUGAAGCUGCUGCUGUCACAGUACACAGAAAUGUCACAGGUCCUGGAAGAGGAGAAGAAAAUGAAACUGGAGCAUUUGUGUGACCAGAUGGCCCAUUAUCGAUGUGGCAUUGAUUCUGCAAAGGAAGCUGUUGAGAAGACGAGGAAGUGUAUUGAGCUCGAUGACAUUACAUUCCUAAAGUCCUACAGAAUGAUCAAUGACAGUGUGAUUUCUGCUUUGGAGGCUGCAAUCUCUGUGGAUUUAAAGCCAAGUUGGUGCUCCUCUUUUGAAGAUCUCGCUGUCAAAUCUCCAAGACCUGGGUUUGAGUCACUUAAAAAUUUGCCUGUUCCACAGUCUCCAACAAUUGUUCCUCAGGAGCCCAACACUGCAACAAGCACAACAAUAACCAUCUACUGGACUGUUGGGGAGGAAGAUGUUAUUGAUUAUUUCCAGGUGUACUGUAUGGAUGAAUCGGAGGGAGGUGUGGCUGAUGAAUACAAGAUGGCAGUGAAAGAAAGUUACUGUACGUUAGACAAUUUGGAACCAAACAGGUGUUAUCUGGUCUGGGUGAUGGCAGUGAACUUUGCAGGGUGCAGUUUGCCCAGUGAGAAAGUCAUCGUUCAGACUGUGCCAUCAGCCCCCAUCAUUAAGGCUGAGGAAUGCACUGUGUGCUGGGACAGUGUCACUAUCCGCUGGACUUCGGCAGAUCUUGAAGCCGUUGAAUACUUUAUCCUCGAGUUCCACAGACAAAGUGAUUUUAAAAAGCCAACUUUCAGGUCAAUAGCAGGAAUCAGAGGGUGUGAGCUGACAGUCAGGCUGCAGCCACUUGAGAGCUUUCUUUUCUUUGUGAAAGCUGUGAACACUCUUGGAUCAAGUGACACGAGCAAGCCAGCACUGAUUUCCACUAAAACUACUCGCUUUCAACUGAACAAAGAAACAGUCCCUCCGUAUUUGCAGCUGUCUGAAGACGGGACAGUAAUUCACUUUGACGAGCUAGCCAUGGAAAAUGAAAGCUGCCUGACUGAUUGCUCUGCUGUUCUUGGAGAACCUUUACCUGCUCGUGGUCGACAUUAUUGGGAAGCAGUAGUAGACAGAUGUGAGGCCUACAGGAUUGGAGUAGCAAAUCCCAUCAUUACAACUGGUUCACUGGGGAGAAACAGAAAAUCAUGGUGCAUGCGAUAUUAUGCGACACCCAAAGGGCAUAAAUAUGAAUUUCUUCAUAAUGGUGCAUCACAUGAUGUCCUUAUCACUGAUUUCCCAGCAAGAAUUGGUGUUUUUGUGGACUGUGACAUUGGUCAAUUGUCAUUCUUCAAUGCCGAAAGUGGACAGUUACUUCAUACCUUCCACCACCAAUUCACUGACCUCAUCUGCCCUGCAUUUGUAGUUGAGAAGCCUGGAUUUCUAACUGUCUGCACCGGAGCUGAAUUGCCUGAGUUUGCUAAAUGCAGUUAAUGUCAUUCAUUUUACAAAGUCUUUAAUUGUCCAUAUUUUUGAACAGUAGCUAAUGACCAUUGCAGUGUUUUCUUUUUCAUGAGGGCACCCCAAACUUAACCUGGUACAUAAUCAAAGGCAUGCCUGUCCCAUCAGAAGUGAAUUAUUAUUCAUUCAGCAUGAAAGAUUAUUGACAAAUAAAGCUUGCCUCUGCAAUUCAAUUAAAUAUGCCCAUUCGAGCAAAAAGAGAAACAUGUUCCAUUUUGCUCACAUGCUACCAUGAGGCUGUCAAUCGUACAAAAACCUACUUUCAACCAAGAAAAGGUACUCACUUGGGAAUUUUUACUUAUUUGUCUUAUCUCCAUCUAUUGAACUGGAGUCUGAUCUGAGCCAAUCCCAGGCUUUACAUAUUAUCGCCUAAUUUUGAUUAUUUUUUAAGAUUUAAGUAUUAUAAUCAUUGCACUUCCACUAUUUCAAUGGAAACGUUUUGUAGAUCUUGUUGGAAGAUAUGGCCAUUUUGAUCCAAUUAGGCAUUCUCUCAGUUAGCAAAAGGUUAUGCUCAGGAGCUGAGUAACUAUUGAUUUAAAAUAUGCAUUUUAUUUAAUGAUGUGUUUGUAUCCUAGCCAUCAUGUUUACUGUAAUAAGAAAUAUGUCUUCAGGUGUUGCAUUACAUUAAUAGCUUUUUCAUGGUAUUGCAUAUUUGCUAAAGUAGCAUUGCUAUCUGGAUUGUUUCAGGUAUUCCAAAUUAUUUAACAUGGAUGGACUUGCUUGAAAAGUUUUCUUUUCAUACUGCAGCCAUAUUUGUUGUAGAGCUUCAUUAACAAAGUAACGUGUUAUGAUGUACAAACUUUGGAUAUAAAU